AUGGGCGCCGUCCUCGCUAUCCCAGCCCUGGUCCUUCCUUCUGCAGCGACGUUGUGGUCGGUGGCGGCCUCGUGCUGCGGCGCAGCGUCAUGUUCUAUGCUCUGUGGGCCUUGCGGCAUGUCCAAAUUCCGGUCAUCAAUUGCCACAAGAAUUGCAUAUGCCAUGAUUCUGCUGGUCAACAGCAUUUUAGCCUGGAUAAUGCUCACACCUUGGGCUAUCAAGAAGCUGGAACAUCUCACCCUCAAUUACAUGACCUUUAAGUGCGGCUCGUCGGAAUGUUACGGCUAUUUUGCAGUCCAGCGCAUCAAUUUCGCCUUGGGCAUGUUCCACUUGAUUCUUUCCAUUCUGCUCAUUGGAGUUCGAAGCACCAAAGACACUCGAGCAGGUUUACAGAAUGGCUUCUGGGGCCCGAAACUGUUGGUUUGGAUCGGCUUUAUCGUCAUCUCCUUUCUCAUUCCGGAAGGCUUCUUCCUCUUCUGGGGCAAUUAUGUCGCAUAUGUCGGGGCUAUGCUCUUUGUGCUGCUGGGUCUUAUCCUCCUGGUCGACCUCGCGCACACAUGGGCUGAACUCUGCCAGGACAAGAUUGACGAAGGCGAUGGCCCGAACUACCGGCUGUGGCAAGUUCUACUUAUGGGGUCGAGCUUGGGCAUGUAUUUGGCUGCGUUCGCCAUGACCAUCGUCAUGUACAUCUUCUUCGCCAGCAGUGGCUGCAGCAUGAACAUUGCCGCCAUCACCAUCAACUUGAUCCUCCUCUUUUUCGUCACCUUCCUUAGCGUUCAGCCGACUAUUCAAGACGCCAAUCCGAAGGCAGGUCUGGCGCAAUCGGCGAUGGUGGCAGUCUACUGCACCUACCUCACAUUCUCGGCGGUCGCCAUGGAGCCUGAUGACAAACACUGCAAUCCUCUCAUCCGGGCCCGAGGCGCUCGGACGACUACUGUCGUGUUGGGUGCGAUUGUCACGAUGCUCACCAUUGCUUACACCACCACUCGAGCCGCUACACAGGGCUUCGCUAUGGGGUCCAACACUGGAAAGAAUCGAUAUGCCCAGCUCACCCAAGACGAGAACGAACACGGGCUGGUGUCUCAGCAGCCCGCAUCCCGUCGCGAGAUCAUGAGAGCGGCGGUGGAAAGUGGAGCGCUCCCGGCCUCCGCAUUGGAUGAGGACUCUGACGAUGAAGAUGCGACCGACGUCAGCUCCAAGGACGACGAACGCCAAGGGACGCAAUACAACUACAGCUUGUUCCACAUCAUCUUCCUCAUGGCGACGUGCUGGGUGGCGACACUUUUGACGCAGAAAAUGGACCCGGAGGCUGCGAGCGACUUUACACCGGUGGGACGAACAUACUGGGCAAGUUGGAUCAAGAUCAUCAGUGCAUGGCUAUGCUAUGGUAUCUACAGCUGGACUCUGGCUGCGCCGAUCGUACUUGAGGGGCGAGAUUUCUCAUGA
Messenger RNA from Fonsecaea erecta, 1446 nucleotides. RefSeq lists its product as hypothetical. Bases 1 to 1446 code for a protein of 481 amino acids. Lineage: Eukaryota; Fungi; Ascomycota; Eurotiomycetes; Chaetothyriales; Herpotrichiellaceae. The transcript has a single exon. Gene Ontology annotation, cellular component: membrane. The record is from RefSeq and is a predicted model, not a curated record.